AUGAAGCGUGCCAGGAAGCAAGCCAGAAAGAAUGCCGAGGAGGAGGCCCGGGAGCAAGCCCGAGAGCGAGCCUGGGCGCGAGCAAUCCAACCAUCCAAACCCCGCCUCCCUACUUGGCCUGCCGACCAUAUUCCGGUGGAGAUAUUCAACUCGAUUAUCCAAUUCCUCCCUCGCAAAGACGUACAGAGCAUGCGUUGUGUGAACCACGAGUUCGACUCCAAGCUUUCAGAGACCUACUUCAAUAUCGUGGUCGUGCCUUUUCGCCCUGAGUUUGAGGCGACCUAUGGUCUCUUGAAUGUCAACCCACGUCACGACAAGUUUGUAAUUUCGGGUGGCCACCGCGUUUUCCAAGAAUUUGGCCACAAAAUGCGGAAAUUCGCUCUCGCCCUCGAGGUGAAUGAGCGCGAUUUAGGUAGCCCUCCCGUCAAGGUCAACCAGGAGAUCAUCCGCGCGCCUUGGGGUCUCUACCGCUGGCCGAUUAUGAGUUACCAGCGCUACUCACAGCUCGAAGGCUUGGAGCAUCUGGCAGACGAGACCGGAUACAUGAAGAAAGCGUUCCAACAUCUCGGCAACGUCACGGACAUUGGCAUUUCGUGCGACGUCGGACUGGGCUGGCUGCACGGCCCCGAUAUCAACCCAUACAUGUCUCCUGACGGCCCAUCCGUCUUCAGACCUACUACUUAUGGAGACGGCGCACCUGAGACUCGUGUCUCCUCCACUUUCAUCAAUGACUGGGAGCCAUCUCCCAGCCUCAAGAUGCUCAGGCAGAUGGCAUUGAAUGCGGGUUAUUCCGUGGAGGAGUGGCCCCUCGUGAUCUUGCGCCUCCUCGAGGACGAGGGCUGCGAAGGUAUCAUCGAGUGGGAAGACGUGGAGCAGCCUGAUGGCCAGAUCGCUCGCACGCGCCUUUCCAGACUCGCAGCUGGUGAGACUACCGACACGCGGGUCAUCAUUCAGCAUAUCGAGCAGGCGAUCAAUCUCGAGGACAUGGCCCGAGCCGGCAGCACCCCGGAGACACAGCCGGGGCAAAAACUCCUUCCCCUUGACCUCACUAUAGCGCAGGCAGAGAUGCUGCUGGAGCUCGAGUGGGCUCAUCGUGCCCUCAUGCAAUCGUACCGCAUCGCGGUCAUGGACAACAAGGACUCGUUCCAGAACCUCCGCCAGCUCACCAUUGCGCGCUGCUCUGGUUGCCACAUUGCAACAUGGUGCAACAGUUCGUUCUGGGAGACCAUGACCUGUAUCGAGACACUUCACCUGGGCGUGAUUGCUGACUGGCGCGAGGUUCACAAGCAAUCAAGUGGUCAUGUCGUUGAGCGUCGUAAAUCCCCACUUUUCACCUGCGGCAGUGUCUUUAAGCUCCUGCAGGACUAUGUUGGCGAGCAGCCCAACAUCAGACAUGUCUCUUUUGAGUGGAUCUGUGGCGGCGAGUAUGCCAUGGGCAAGAGCCAGCGUGAUCGCUACAUCCUGCCAGCUCCUGUUGUCUCCAGAGUCGAGCACAUGACCUCUUCCCAGCAUGUGAUGGAGCCACAUGAAGUUCUCCACCUUCCCUAUGUGCAGAGGCUGUCUCUCAAGAACUGCUGGUUCUCUCCACAUGUGUUCCUGUGCUUCUUCAAGCACAUGGGCAUGGAGGCUCUUGUCCACGUCAACCUGAACUCUGUGUCCCUCUCAGGACCCGUAAGCACAGGCCCAGAGGUCCGCAUCUAUCCCCACACGUCUGCUGGUGAACCCAAACCUACUCAUUGGCCCUGGCCGCUCUGUGCUGGAGCUGAGCCUGGAACCUGGUUUCUCCUUGAGAACCCCCUCGACAACACUCCCAACCCUGCUUGGACAUGGCUUCCUGGUGCUGCUGGACAUGUGCCUGCUCCUGGUGUUGGUGUUGGUGGCGGCGGCGGUGUUGGUGGCGUCGUCCCUAUGCAGCUAGCAGCUCCCCCUCAGGCUGCUGCUGCCCCUCCACCCCAGGCGGGAGGAGCUCAGGCAGCGGCCCACGCCACUGGAAUCGCAGUGAACUCGGGCAUUCCUCCUAUCCUGAACGAGGUGGUCGUGUACCCUCUUCGAUGGCGUGGAUGGUCCUGGCCUCAUAUCCUGGCACGACUGGGAUUGGCGCCAACGGCUAUCCAACUGCUGAACCGUACCGUAGGCGGUCAGGAGUAUCUGCAGGUUCUGGACAAUCUCGAGAAGAAUCUCACGGCGAACUGGUCCCGCAUUUUCCGGGGCCGGGAGGAUAAACAGAGCCUCCAGUCCAUGACUUUCAGAUCCUGCGGCUACGUCUUGAUUGACAUACCCUCCAUCAACAACUGGCAGAUCAUCCCGGACUAUCCAAUCCAUGUCAAGCACACCGAGAGCCUGGUUGGCAAGCUGAGGGAGUACGAUCUCAAGAUGUUGACGUCCGAUGAGGACCUGCUCGCCAAGAUCAUGCCUCACAUCACCGAAAAGGAGAAAUAUCAGAUGCGGGCCGUCUUUGGCUUUGGCUUUGGCUGGCAGCGUUACUUUGAGGACACCGUCAUCCAGGCCGCUAUGGCCGAUGGCAAUCCUAAUCCUGGCCAGGGACGCUUCUUUGGUCGGGCGACGAAAGUCCCCACAUCCCUCGAUGCGGACGAAGAGGUCCAGCUAGAGUUGAUGCAGCUCACUUCGCGCGGCCCCUAG
This is a messenger RNA of Cryphonectria parasitica EP155, 2640 nucleotides long. RefSeq lists its product as uncharacterized. The coding region runs from base 1 to 2640 and encodes 879 amino acids. Lineage: Eukaryota; Fungi; Ascomycota; Sordariomycetes; Diaporthales; Cryphonectriaceae. The transcript has 2 exons. The record is from RefSeq and is a predicted model, not a curated record.